This is a messenger RNA of Momordica charantia (bitter melon), 2286 nucleotides long. Its product is annotated as putative E3 ubiquitin-protein ligase ARI8. Gene Ontology annotation, biological process: protein ubiquitination. The record is from RefSeq and is a predicted model, not a curated record. Gene Ontology annotation, molecular function: ubiquitin-protein transferase activity; zinc ion binding. Lineage: Eukaryota; Viridiplantae; Streptophyta; Magnoliopsida; Cucurbitales; Cucurbitaceae.
GUACACAGAAGAAAUCCUCUUCUUAGCUUUCCUCUCUCCCAAAACCAAAAACCAAAACCCCACUCUUCGAUUCUCUCUCCUCCUCCACUUUUCCCCUUUCUCUCUCCUCUUUCUUUACCGAACCCCAAAGAAUUUGCCAUUCCCCAAUCGCCAAUUUCGACGAUUUCCCCAUCCGCCAUGGAUUCUGAGGACGAUCUCCAUUACUCCACCGACGUCGAAUCCCUCGACGAUGAUUGCGAUUUCUACUGCGGCGAUAUGGACAUGGGUAUGGGCUACUACAGCGACGACGACGACGAUCCUGACGCCGAGGACUUCGUCGAGGACGACACCGAUGAUUACUUCGACUCCCGCCGCCGCGAGCAAAACUAUACCAUUCUAAAUGAAUCAGAUAUACGGCAGCGCCAAGAGGAUGACAUUACAAGAAUUUCGUCUGUACUUUCUAUAUCACGUGUAGCUUCAAUUGUCUUGCUCCGCCACUUCAAUUGGAGUGUUACUAAAGUCCAUGAUGAAUGGUUUGCUGAUGAAGCUCGAGUAAGAAAACAAGUUGGCUUGUUGGAAGCACCUGUUUUACAUGUCUUGAAUGCUAGAGAACGUACUUGUGGAAUCUGUUUUGAGUCCUAUGCACAUAGUAGGAUCAAGUCAGCAGCAUGUGGUCAUCCUUUCUGUGCCUCCUGCUGGGAAGGUUACAUUAGCACAGCAAUUAAUGAUGGUCCUGGAUGUCUGACGUUGAGAUGUCCUGAUCCUUCUUGUGGUGCUGUGGUUGAUCAAGACAUGAUCAAUUCAUUAACCUCAAAUGAAGACAGGGACAAAUAUGCCCGUUACCUUCUUAGGUCUUAUGUUGAAGACAACAAAAAGACAAAAUGGUGCCCAGCUCCUGGUUGUGAUUGUGCUGUUCUCUUUGAUGCUGGUAAUGGGAACUAUGAUGUUUCUUGCCUCUGCACAUAUGGCUUUUGCUGGAAUUGUACAGAAGAAGCUCACCGUCCUGUAGAUUGUGCUACUGUGGAAAAAUGGGUUUUAAAGAACAGUGCUGAGUCUGAAAACAUGAACUGGAUAUUAGCUAAUUCCAAGCCUUGUCCAAAGUGCAAGCGACCAAUUGAGAAAAAUCAAGGGUGCAUGCACAUGACAUGCACACCUCCGUGUAAAUUUGAAUUUUGCUGGCUAUGUCUUGGUGCAUGGUCAGAUCAUGGCGAAAGAACUGGUGGCUUUUAUGCUUGCAACCGAUAUGAGGUAGCUAAGCAAGAUGGUGUGUAUGAUGAGGCUGAGAAAAGGAGAGAAAUGGCAAAGAAUUCUUUGGAGAGAUACACUCACUAUUAUGAACGUUGGGCAAGCAAUCAAACAUCUAGACAAAAAGCACUAGCAGAUUUACAUCAAAUGCAGAAUGUGCAUAUUGAGAAGCUCAGUGAUAUACACUGCACUCCUGAGUCUCAGCUAAAGUUCAUAACAGAGGCUUGGUUACAGAUAAUUGAAUGUAGACGAGUUUUGAAAUGGACUUAUGCAUAUGGAUAUUACCUACCGGAACAGGAGCAUGCCAAGAGACAGUUUUUCGAGUAUUUGCAAGGUGAGGCCGAGUCUGGAUUAGAAAGACUUCAUCAAUGCGCUGAAAAGGAACUACUACAGUUCCUCAAUGCAGAAGGUCCAUCAAAAGAAUUUAACGACUUCCGCACAAAGCUUGCUGGUCUGACCAGUGUUACUCGAAAUUACUUUGAGAACCUGGUUAGAGCAUUAGAGAAUGGGCUUUCAGAUGUGAACUCACACGGAGCGUGCAGCGGCACAACAAGCUCAAAAAACACAGCUGGAAGUAGUAAAGGAGGGAGAGGCGGACGGGGAAAGGGAGUCAGCCGAACCAGCAAUUCGAGCAGAAGCGGGGACAGUGCCACUCACUGGUCGUGCGAACACUGUACCUUUGUGAACACAAGAUCUGCUACCACGUGCGAGAUGUGCCAUCAACGCCAUUGAAAACCUCUGGUUUCAAUCAAAGUAGAGAGAGAGAGAGAGAGAGAGAGAGAGUAAUCAACAGUGAGAAGAAAUAGAAAAGUGUAAUUUGGUGGGUUUGCUGACCCUUUUUCUUCCUGUUGAAUAUGUGGAAAAAAGAAAAAGAAAAAGAAAAAGAGGGAGUGAUUGUGAGAGAGGGAAAUAUGUCAAAUAUGAUUUGAAUGUAAAUAGGUGGCAGUAUAAAUUUAACAAAUUUGUGUUGUGCAGAAUAUGUGGCUUCACUUGCUGGUUUAAUGGUGGAUACAAGUGAGAGAUUAUAUUACUACUACUACUACUAUACUAGUCUUGAAAUAA